UGACACUCAAAUGCUUCUCAGAUGUGGCAAAUGGCUCACAGAUCCACACGCACAAACACACAUGGAGGUCGGACACCCGCGCCUCGCUCCCACUGUCAUCAUUAUCUUUGGACCAGAUCAAGCAGAGGACAAAGCACUUUUUUAUUCCUCGGGAGGGGCUUAUUUCCGCAUUUGUGAAUCCAACGCCAACGAGCCGCGGGAGUCUAUUUAAAACACACGUGCAACACAACAAACCAUGACUUCUUCGGAUCAGCCAAAACGCGGAAUUAUCAUACAAAAGGAUGAUAAAGUAGAUCAAUAUUUUUAUUCUGUUAAAUUUGUUCUCACGUCAAGUUGGAUUCUCUCAAAAUACUUUCUCUAAACUUUUUAUUUGUAUUAUACUCUGGCGCCCUCUCUCGGGACUUUUGGGUUACUGUUGUUUUGGAUUUGAUUAUUUUUAUACAGCAGAUGCGACUGGAAUAGUCUCUUGUUGAUGACGCCACAGCGACGCACACUUAAGUCGCAUCGGUCAAGAUGGCGGCCUCCGUUCGUCCGCUGCUGGAGCGGAUGAUUUUUCGUCGAUCUUCCAGGGCAGUUUUCGUCUCCGCAGCGGACGGCUGGCGCCCGUCGCCCCGCUGCUACGCGACGCCGUCCUGCCGAAGUUUUAGCGGUGGAGCCGCGGAGAAAAGCACCCAUUUCGGUUUCGAAACUGUCCCGGAAUCCGAGAAGGCGAAGAAAGUGUACGCCGUGUUUGAGAACGUGGCGCACAAGUACGACGUGAUGAACGACGCCAUGAGUCUGGGCAUCCAUCGUCUGUGGAAAGACGCGCUGCUGCGUGCCGCGCACCCCCAGCCCGGGGCGCGCCUCCUGGACGUGGCCGGCGGAACAGGCGACAUCGCCUUCCGUUUCCUGGAAUACGUCGGCUCCCAGAAAAGGCGGCGGGAUGGGCGCUCUGCGUCGUGGCAGGACAUCUGCGAGAAGGACCCGGGCAACCGGGAGGAGGGCGAGGAAGGCGCGGCCCGGGACUCCAGGGUGGUGGUCUGCGACAUCAACAAGGAGAUGCUGAAAGUGGGCAGACGGAAGGCCCGGCGCACGGGCCUCGCCGACGGUGUGUUGUGGGUGGCGGGGGACGCGGAGGAGCUGCCGUUUGACGACGCUCAGUUUGACAUUUACACCAUCGCGUUUGGCCUUCGCAACGUCACGCACGUGGAGCUGGCCCUGCGCGAGGCCUUGCGGGUCCUGAAGCCCGGGGGCCGGUUCAUGUGCUUGGAGUUCAGCAAGGUGACCCAUCCCGUCUUGGCCAGGCUUUACGACGCUUACAGCUUCCAGGUGAUCCCGGUUUUGGGAGAGGUCAUCGCCGGGGACUGGAAAUCUUACCGCUAUUUGGUGGAAAGCAUCCGCAAGUUUCCCGCUCAGGAGGAGUUGAAGGAGCUGCUGGAGGAUGCGGGCUUUUGCUGCGUCGGCUACCGCAACUUGAGCGGCGGCGUGGUCUCCCUUCACUCGGGUUUCAAGCUGUGACGGCCACGAGGGCUCGCGUCUGCGCGACGCCGUCUUGCGCGCUACUGCCCGACGACCGCGAACGCCGUGCGCUCGGGGAAAGGACAACCUCGUCGUCCCCGGAUGAUCCCCGGGGGCUCGGGUGACCCCUGACCGGGGGGCCCGGAUCGGCAGUGUGAGGAGGAUGCUGCUAUUUUUUUUUUUGUUGUCAUCCAUUCUCAUCUGUUGUCCUUCUCCAUAAUCACAUUUUGGUCAUGAAACCCAAACCCCCCGCCCCCCAAAAAAAACAAAACAAAAAAAACCUAAAAUAAUUCCCUCCCUCCCCCCAAAAUGUGUUUCACUGCCAAAUAUGUUUUUCCAGAGUAUUUGGACUUCCUCCCAAACCCGAUUGGAUUGAAUGAGCAGCAGGCAAAGAGAAAGACGGGACACGUUGGGUUCUUCUUUGAAAUUCGAGUGUAUUAUUUGACAUGUCUCUAAUUACAAAAAAGGAGCGUACGGUACGUGACCAAAUGGGUUUGUUUGUUUGUUUUUUGGUCAGAAGGUUGAACGAUCUCGCUCGCCUGGUGUGCAAUUCAUUGCGUCUGUACAAAGGGCUCAAGCGCUUUCUCCGCCAUCAACUCCGAACAGAAGCCGCGGCUUCCAGAUAAAUAUAUUAGUCAAUAAAUAUUCCGAGAACAUC
Messenger RNA from Hippocampus comes (tiger tail seahorse), 2155 nucleotides. RefSeq names its product coenzyme Q5, methyltransferase (gene coq5). Gene Ontology annotation, biological process: ubiquinone biosynthetic process. Lineage: Eukaryota; Metazoa; Chordata; Actinopteri; Syngnathiformes; Syngnathidae. The record is from RefSeq and is a predicted model, not a curated record. The transcript has 7 exons. Gene Ontology annotation, molecular function: 2-methoxy-6-polyprenyl-1,4-benzoquinol methyltransferase activity. The coding region runs from base 514 to 1497 and encodes 327 amino acids.